AUGCCGUGGCUUCUGAGCAAGAAGCGACGGCAGUCGCCAUCCAGCAGCCCCAGUGGGCAGCCCUGGGCUGCCCCCAGCUCCACCAGUGCCUCCGAGCUCAGGGAGAAGGGGCUGGGCAGGCUGCACCGCGCGGCCGCCCGCGGCGACCUGGCCUGGCUGAGGCGGUGGCGCUGGUUUGUGAGGGCAGUUGGCAUCGACAGGCGAGACCAGGAGAUGCGGACACCUCUGCAUCUCGCUGCGGCAAAUGGCCAUGCAGAUGUCAUUCGAUAUCUGAUGAGAAAGAACAGCCAGCCGAACCUCGCUGACAGCUUCAAGAGAACGGCACUGAUGAAGGCAGUACAGCAGGAGCAGGAAGAAUGUGUUGCUGUUCUGCUGGAACAUGGUGCCGACCCGAAUCUGGCAGAUGCUGACGGCAACACUGCCCUUCACCUGGCUGUGCUGUCUAAAAAUACAGCUGUAGCAGGGCUGUUACUCCAGCAUAAUGCCAAGAGUGAUGCUCAGAACCAGUGGGGAUUUACCCCCUUAAAACUUGCAGCCUUCCUCCAGCAUGAGGAGAUUCUGCAGUGCCUUCUGACCAAAGCAGCUGACAGGCAUGCUCAAGCCGAGCCUGAGAGGUGAGGGGUUUGUCAAACCAGCACACAGGUCUUCUCAGUAGUCUGAAAGUGGGACUGAGAGGAGGGGCAUGGCAAUGGGCUUGGGAAAAGAAGGAGGAGCCACGUGGAAGCUGUUCCCUGUGUGACUGGUAAAAGCAGGUCUGCACUUGGCUGCUCUCAUAGCUUAGGGGCUCGUCCUUUGCCCUGUGAGGUCUGCAAGAAAGCCUUGUCUGUGGUGCCCUCUCCCCACACAGCCCCAGAGCCAGCGGGACA
Messenger RNA from Myiozetetes cayanensis, 866 nucleotides. RefSeq names its product ankyrin repeat domain-containing protein 7-like. Bases 1 to 618 code for a protein of 205 amino acids. NCBI's taxonomy places the organism in Eukaryota, Metazoa, Chordata, Aves, Passeriformes, Tyrannidae. The transcript is spliced from 4 exons. Gene Ontology annotation, molecular function: protein binding. The record is from RefSeq and is a predicted model, not a curated record.